AGGCGCGCAAGCGUCAUACUUAAUUUUUUGUAAUAUAAACAAGACAGUAAUGUUUUCAUAACAAUUAUAAAAAACAGAAAAAUGAUAUUGUUAUUCCACUGGUUUACAAGUUUUCUUUAUAGUUUGUUUAAAAAGCGAAUGAAACAAAGAACUUCUUCAUCGUGGAAUAGUUUCACCAUAACCAAACUAAGCUCAGAAAACCAUCCGUUGGCUCAACGAGACGCCGAAAAUGAUAUAAAAUUUGAUCCUCCCGUGUAUAAGCAGAGAUACGAAAGAACAGUCGAUAUUUUAUUGAAUGAAAAAUGGAAAAAUCGAAUUAAUAAAGUGGUGGAUUUUGGUUGUGCAGAGUUUGGCUUCUUUGUCUUCCUGAAAAAUAGGAUUUCAUUAAGUGAACUCGUACUGAUUGAUAUUGAUGAUUUAUUAUUAAGUGAUUAUAUAUACAGAGUUUAUCCUUUAAAUGCUGAUCACUUGGUUGGAAGACCAAAACCUUUCACUGUACAUAUUUACGCAGGGAGUAUUGCAGAUUCUGAUCCAAGUUUGUUGAAUACAGACGCUGUAGUUGCACUAGAAAUCAUUGAACACCUGUAUCCUGAUACACUGGACGCGCUUCCAUAUAACAUAUUCUCAUAUAUUAGACCAAAAUUAGUAAUAGUCACAACCCCAAAUGCCGAAUUUAAUGUUUUAUUUGCGAAACUGUCGAGAGUCAGGCACGCUGAUCACAAAUUUGAAUGGACCAGGGAACAGUUUCAGUCAUGGGCUACGAAUAUAACAUCACGGUUCCCUUCUUACACAGUCCACUUUGAUGGUGUUGGUUUAGGCCCUGCUGGAUGUGAUGACAGCAUUGGUUGUUGCUCUCAAUUAGCUGUGUUCAUAAGAAAAGACGUUAUCUGUGAUACUUAUGAAGAAACAUGUGUUUGCACACAAACUUCGUGCAAAUUUAAUGUUUCAAACGAUUUUUGGGGCUGUAAUUGCGUAAAUUGUCUACCAAUGCGUUCAUAUGGUGUUUGUACAUAUAACUCUUACUCUCAAAAACGUUCUGAUUACAAAUUAAUUGCAUCAAUUAAUUAUCCUUACGAGAAGGACUUGCGGACUGAAGACGAGAAAGUCUUAGAUGAGCUUAAAUACAGAAUGCACCUUUUUGAAAACAUUGAUGGGGAGUUUUACAAUGAGGAAACUAGAUGUUUUCACAUACCGCUUCAUAGACUUGUGUAUCAAACGACCAAACCGUUUGCGUCAGAACCGGAAAUAAGAAACCUUUUGUUAAAAUUUAAUUACAAAAUUGAAGAAUGUUGGAAUUCAGUCAGUAAAAAACUUGAAACUUGUGUAAUUUAUGAGGCUGAUAUGGACAGUGGGGGCUCCGGUAGUGAUACCGAAGCGUCAGGCUACGGUUCAGACAAUAAAUACAACGUGGAUGAUGCCAAAUUUAACGAUUGGGACGAAAAUGAUUUAACGUGGACCAGCUCCACAAGUAAAGAGAAUGAUCCAGCAGUAAGUAGUAAAGGUGUCAAAACCCAGCUACACUUAGAAGUUAGCGAGAGUAAAAAUCCUCAAGCUUUAUUCGACUCCGGCUACCAAAAAUCUCCCUCUAUCCCUGACGAGUCCCCUCAAUCAAAAGACCAAGCAAUUGCUUUGGAUUUCAAAAGUUUGAACGAUAAACCGAACAAAUUAUCACAUUUAUUAUCUGUGUUUGAUAAUUUCGAUAAAAUAAACGAGUUAGAUGCGGUGCGCCGGGAAAAAAAGUACUUUAAUUUUUCAUCAAAUCUUCCUCACCGCGAAGUGAUGAAAAAAAUUUGUCAAGAAAUCGCUAAACAUCCUGUUGCUGGACCUUCACGCGAUUCUAAAAAAGGCAAACAACCCAAAAAAUCCCACUCGUCGGAUAGUGACGAGUCGGUUGAAGACGUCAAGUCGAUCACGACUUGUAUUUUGGAAAAUUCUUUAAAUAAAAUUGAGUGCCAAGAUGAGGAAAGACGGGGAAACUUGAUACAAGAGUUGAUACCGGAAGAGAAUCAGGAGGAAAUUCUCGUUUUACAAGAGGAAGUUCUUGAGCCUGUUCUGAUAGUAGAAAACGGGGAUUUGGCGAAUAAUAAUAGGGAUUUGGAAGGUAAUAAUUAUCCGGCUGAAGACGUGGAACAACAAAAUGAUGACAUAGUUGAUAAUCAAGAAUUGAUUAAUGUUAAUAACAACGAAGUUGUUGAUGAGAUCGAAGUAGAUGAGGCUGGUGCCGAGGAAGAAGAUGAGGAAAACAUCGAAAUUGAACCUCCGGUUGAUGUGGAGGUGGCUUGGUCGAGUCGAGAAGCCCUCUAUGAUGUGAAUUCGCAUGUUGACUUAUUGGAAGAUUUUGAAAUGGAGGCUUCAGAUGUGGUCGUCAAUGGUGUCUCGUUCCCUAACAGAUGCGUAAUUGUGGCUGAAAGUAACAAUGAUCCAGUUUUCCCUCCUGAGGAUAGCGGCUUUCCUAAUUGGUUGUUGCAGAUUUUUGAUGAGGCUGAAGUUCUGCCACCUGAAGAUGACCUCCACGAUGAGCCUCAUUUCUACUGUCAGGGUGAUGGGCUAGGGGUUCACCCAUCCACUGUUGCCAUAAAUGACGACGAUGCAGACGAUGAGGGUAACGAUUCUGGUUCAGAUUCAUCGUCAUCAAGCGGAUCUGUUGAUUUUGCAAACGCUGAUGAUCAUUCUGUUCACGAAAUGUUUGUGGCUAAUGAGUCUCGACAUGAUAAUAGUUUAGUACUAGUGGGGCAACCGAUGCCUAUUCAACAUCCAAACGAGACAAAUGAGACCUCAGAUCAAGAGGAUGUGUUUGAAAAUGCGGAAGGAUCGGAAUCUAAUUUAGUUGCUAGUUCUUGUACUCAAUAAACUUGAUACCAAGUGUAGUUAUCUUGAAUGUUAUGAUAAUUUUUGAGACUGAACGAUUUUGUAACGGGAAACCAAAGAAUAAAAUUUCUGUUUCUA
Tribolium madens (black flour beetle) is the source of this 2946-nucleotide messenger RNA. RefSeq lists its product as uncharacterized. The coding region runs from base 82 to 2850 and encodes 922 amino acids. The transcript has 7 exons. The record is from RefSeq and is a predicted model, not a curated record. Gene Ontology annotation, biological process: RNA methylation; piRNA processing; siRNA processing. Lineage: Eukaryota; Metazoa; Arthropoda; Insecta; Coleoptera; Tenebrionidae. Gene Ontology annotation, molecular function: RNA methyltransferase activity; O-methyltransferase activity. Gene Ontology annotation, cellular component: nucleus; cytoplasm.